AAAGCCCCACGUCCCACGUUCUCACUCUUUUGGCUGCCGGCGUUGCAUGGUCUUGUGCCUCUUGUGCUCCGUUACGUUUAUUUUGCAAAUUAAUCAUGGCAGAAAAUAAGGAGCGUACCUUUAUUAUGGUGAAACCCGACGGUGUCCAACGUGGACUCGUCGGCAAGAUUAUUCAGCGUUUCGAAGACAAGGGAUUUAAGCUUGUAGCGAUGAAAAUGCUGUGGCCAUCUGAGGAUUUGUUGAAACAACAUUACGCAGAUUUAGCAGCUAGACCAUUCUUCCCUGGCUUGAUUAAGUACAUGAGCUCGGGACCAGUUGUACCGAUGGUAUGGGAAGGUCUGAAUUCAGUUAAGACUGGCCGUGUUAUGUUGGGAGAAACAAAUCCGAAGGAUUCCGCACCAGGAACGAUCCGUGGUGAUUUCUGUAUACAAGUCGGACGUAACAUCAUUCAUGGAUCCGAUUCCGUCGAGUCUGCCAAUAAAGAAAUCAAGCUGUGGUUCGGAGGAGAAAAGGAAGUCGUUGACUGGCCGUCUUGGGCAGAGAAGUGGAUAUAUGAAUAGAAUUCCAUUAAAAGACAAUUAUUAUCAAGACAUUAAAACUGGACCGUGCAUACUGCCAUUUAAAUACCAUCAGAGAGUAUUUGUAUAUAUACAAAUUUAUAUACAACUUAUAAGUGGGCUUGGGAAAUAAUAAAAUAGAUUCUUUUACGUA
Molecule: messenger RNA, 711 nt
Organism: Ceratina calcarata
Lineage: Eukaryota; Metazoa; Arthropoda; Insecta; Hymenoptera; Apidae
Gene: awd
Product: nucleoside diphosphate kinase
Exons: 3
Coding region: 96-560 (154 amino acids)
Biological process (GO): CTP biosynthetic process; UTP biosynthetic process; GTP biosynthetic process
Molecular function (GO): nucleoside diphosphate kinase activity
Source: RefSeq, a predicted model, not a curated record